AUGGACGUGAAAGUAGAGUUCCAUGUACGCUUCCUUUUUGUCUUGCUUCUAUCAUUGUCUCUUCGCCAUGCAGUUCGUGCAGAAACUAUGAAUUCAACCAGGAAUAUCAGAGAUGGCGAGGUGAUUGUUUCAGAUGAUGGAAGUUUUAAACUUGGUUUCUUUAGUCCAAGGAAUUCUACUUACAGAUAUUUUGGGAUAUGGUUUGGCGAUGUCGAAGAGCAGACUGCUGUUUGGGUGGCAAAUAGGGAAGAUCCCGUGAAGUACUUCUCAGGAAUUUUCAGGAUAUGGGAAGAUGGAAACUUGGUGGUUCUUGAUGGUAAUUCGAACAUACAUUGGUCAUCAAAUGCUACAUUUACAACGAACACUUCAGUUUUUGAGCUCCUGAAGACUGGAAAUCUAGUACUGAGAAAUGGAAGUGAAAGUGAUAGUGAUGAUAAUAUUUUGUGGCAAAGCUUUGAUCAUCCCACUGACAAUUUCCUAGCUGAUAUGAAAUUUGGAUUGAAUUUGAUGACGGGUGAGAACCAGCUCCUUACAGAUUGGAGGAGUGACAAUAAUCCAGCUCCUGGAAAGUUCUCACUAGGUUUUGAUCCCAGUGGAAUUGCGCAGAUUAUAAUAUGGAACCGUUCCACUACGUAUUGGAGAAGUGGGAUUUGGAAUGGGCAGACAUUUUCAGGUGUACCGGAAAUGACAUCUUUUCAUCUUUAUAACUUCAACAUUAUUAAAGAUAAUGAUAACGGGAAGUUAUACAGUACAUAUUCUAGCGUAAAUGUGUCUGCCCCUUCAAGGUUUGUGUUGAGUUCCUCUGGGAAGCUGGAGAGAUCAUACUGGAGAAAUGAGACGAACUCAUGGGACAUUGUUUGGUCACAACCGAACAAUGAAUGCCAAUUGUAUGGGAAAUGUGGUCCAAAUGGGAGCUGUAAUUGGAAAAAGAGUCCUGAUAUUUGCAGCUGCUUAAAAGGGUUUGAGCCUAAUUCUGCUGAGGAAUGGAAACUAGGAAAUUGGAGUGGUGGGUGUGUGAGGAAAAGAGCAUUGGAAUGCGAGGACGGAAGCACUACAGAUGGCUUUUUAAAGUUAUCUAAUGUGAAGUUGCCGGAUAGAUCUAUAUUGGAGGUUGCUCAGGAAACAAAUGAAUGUGAAGACAUGUGCAGAAAAAACUGCAGUUGUAUUGCUUUUGCAUAUGAGAGAGGAUUGGGUUGCUUGACAUGGCGGGACAGUUUGCAGGAUAUUCAGAUAUUUGACGAGGGCGGACAGGACUUGUACUUGCGUCUUUCCAAGUCCGAUUUGAAAGGUACUAAAAAAGGCCACAAACAUGGGGACUUGCAGUUGCCGCAGUGGGAAACUCCCAUGAAUUCAAACAGGCAUUUGUUAGACAAGUUUGAUGAUGCUCUUGUCAGUCCAAAAAAUCCAGGAAAAGGACCAGACUUACCAAUAUUUGCCUUGGGUGUUGUGAGAACUGCCACGGAUGAUUUCUCAUUCGCAAAUAAGCUUGGAGAAGGAGGGUUUGGUCCUGUUUACAAGGGAAAGUUGCCAAGUGGACAGGAGAUUGCUGUGAAAAGACUCUCUAAAGGUUCAGGACAAGGGCUGCAAGAGUUCGAAAACGAAGUCAUUCUUAUUGCAAAACUACAGCAUAGAAAUCUUGUCAGACUUUUGGGUUGCUGCAUUCAAGGAGAUGAGAAACUUCUGUUAUACGAGUACAUGCCCAACAAAAGCCUGGAUUCAUUUCUUUUUGAUUCUACAAAAGGAGAAAAAUUAGACUGGAAAAACCGGUUUGACAUCAUUGAAGGGAUAGCUCGUGGACUUCUUUAUCUUCAUCGAGAUUCUCGAUUAAGAAUUAUACAUCGCGACCUAAAAGCUAGCAAUAUUUUACUAGAUGCAGAGAUGAAUCCGAAAAUCUCAGACUUCGGCAUGGCAAGAAUAUUCGGAGGAAAAGAAAACCAGGAAAAUACUAGGAGAGUGGUUGGCACCUACGGCUAUAUGUCCCCAGAGUAUGCCAUGGAAGGUUUCUUUUCAGUUAAAUCAGACGUCUUCAGCUUCGGAGUUUUGUUGCUUGAGAUUGUGAGUGGCAAAAGAAAUGCUGGAUUCUGCCUCCUGGACCAGAAUGUAAACCUUCUGGGACAUGCUUGGGAACUAUGGAAGGAAGACAGAAUGCUUGAAUUGCUGGAUAAACCUUUACAGAGUUCACAUGUGGAAAACGAAGUUCACAGAUGCAUACAAGUGGGUUUGCUUUGUGUUCAGGAUAAUGCAGCAGACCGACCCACCAUGGACUCUGUUGUGUUCAUGUUGGGCAACGAAUCAGCCGUAAUUCCAUCACCGCAGAAACCGACAUUUUCAUUAACAAGAACUCCAAGAGAAUCAGAUGUCUGUGGAAGUAGCUCUGGACAUUGUUCUGCAAAUGGGGCAUCGGCAAAUGUUCUGCCUUUAGGCUUCAGCAAGUCCUCUGAUCAGUACACAACUAUUGUGGAAUUUUAA
Messenger RNA from Pistacia vera, 2469 nucleotides. Its product is annotated as G-type lectin S-receptor-like serine/threonine-protein kinase At4g27290. NCBI's taxonomy places the organism in Eukaryota, Viridiplantae, Streptophyta, Magnoliopsida, Sapindales, Anacardiaceae. Bases 1 to 2469 code for a protein of 822 amino acids. The transcript has 7 exons. Gene Ontology annotation, biological process: protein phosphorylation; recognition of pollen. The record is from RefSeq and is a predicted model, not a curated record. Gene Ontology annotation, molecular function: protein serine/threonine kinase activity; ATP binding.